AUGAGGUCCUUACUCGGGUUCUUGGGCAUAUUUGGGCUAACUUUUGCCGCUCCGAGGUUAUUGAAUGUUCAAGUUCUCUUCCGCCAUGGUGACCGUACCCCGACUGCGACUAUCUACAGUGACCCGUAUCAAGAAUCUUUCUGGGGAUUGCCCUGGGGCACUUUGACUACGAUCGGGAUGGAGCAACACCUAACAGCCGGCUACAUGCUCAAAAAACGGUACAUCGAGGAUUUGAGGUUUAUCAACGCAACUUAUUCGCCGUAUGAGGUCAAAGUCUGGUCUGCAUUGCAUGAUCGCUGCCUCCAAUCUGCUGCUGCUAACUUUGCAGGAUUCUACAGCGACUCGAAAUACCACCCAAGUGGAAGUGGCUGGCCAAAGAAUUGGACCCCGAUGCCGAUCUACACUAUGGAUCCGCCAGAUUAUACCUUUGAGCCGAGCCAGGAUUGCCCAAAAGCCAAGCGUCUAAUCGCCCAACGACUUGCCCGACAGGAGUAUUUGGACUAUGAGCAGCAACAUAUUGACAUUGUCAAAGAGUUCGCCUCAAAGACGGGCGAGGCCUGGACAAAGUGGUGGGACAUUAUUUCGUACCUCGGGACGCUGACCUGCGAGAAAGCCCACGAUCUCGCGCUACCAUCCUGGGUCUCCGAUUCUCUCUACAACGAUGCGAAAAGAAUCCGCUCCGCCAUCCUCGACUACUCUUAUGGAAUGGCCUCCCUAAACGUUGCGCAGGACGAUCAAAUCAUCCGGCUACGCACGGGCAACUUCCUGCAGCACCUGACGAAAAUUCUGGGCAGCGACUCCGCCACGUACAAAUAUACGGCCUAUUCAGCGCACGACUCGACUAUCGCAGCCGUUCUCUACGCUCUAGGGCCCAAGGCCAAGCUGGACAUCCUGGGAGAAGGGCAACCAGAAUACGCUGCUACGAUCACGUUCGAGACUUGGUUGUUGGAUGAUGGGACAAUUGUGGCACAGAUCCUCUACGCGAAAAACCCGGAUUCCACCCUUAUCCCAGUGACUCAUCUGAUCCCUGGUUGCCUCAGCGAUUUCUGCAACAUUCAAGCAAUCCUUGGGCAGCUACGGAAGUAUACGGUGGAUGACAGUGCAAAGGAGUGCAACUCC
This is a messenger RNA of Mesorhabditis spiculigera, 1119 nucleotides long. The record is from the annotation of a GenBank genome assembly. Lineage: Eukaryota; Metazoa; Nematoda; Chromadorea; Rhabditida; Rhabditidae.